AUGUCACCUGCACCGAGCAGCAACAGCAAGACUGAGCCGGCAUACCAGGUUCUGUCGUUUCAACCCCAUCAAGAAGCGAAGGCUCGAAAGUACAUCAAGCGCAAGUCGCAUCCCAAGUCUAGAGGCGGCUGCGUGGGGUGCAAGCUCAGCAGAGUCAAGUGCGACGAGGGCAAGCCCUCAUGCGCACGAUGUCUUCGCUGCAGCGCAGAGUGCCAAUAUGCUUCGCUAGAUAAACGCAAGAUAGCUCGCAAAUCCGCGUCGUCGAAAAAGGGACAAGGGAAAGAUGCUGCUGUCUUUACUGCCUGCACACCGCCGUUUGCAUUUACGCAGCCAUCCGCCGUAACGCUGGCCAACACUUGUCUGCAGUCCAGGUCUCCCGCGCGAGGCGUCUCGCGUGUCUCCCUUCUCCAUCACAUAACCCAGAACUUUCAGGCCGCACACGGCCUCGAGACUGUAUGCGCGCAGCUGCCUUUCGUCGUCAGCCUUGGCAUGAGCCGCCCGUAUCUCCUCGAUGUGACGCUGGCUGUGGCGGCCUGUCAUCUGCGACACAUGUACCAGACCAAUAGCAGCUCACACGAUGCCACGUCCGACACGAUAGCGGCCUGUCGAGUCGCAGAGCACUAUCAGCAGUCUCUCGCGAUCCGCGGCUUCAACCGCGCCUUGGCCGAGCCGCUUGAUCAGGAGAGUUCCGAUUCCGUCCUCGUUUCGGCCAUGAUGUUUAAUCUCCUGUCGUUUGCCCUGGAUGACGACGACGACCCUGCACUGUCUUGGGUCUUUAACCAGGCCCCCAAUCGCCUGGCUUGGUUCUCAAUGAGCAUGGGCCUUGCUCCGCUGCUGAUGAACACCAAGCAGUUUCACGACCAGUCCAGACUUCGCCACAUAUUCGACGCCUCCGAUGACGAUGAAAAGACGUACCACGGCGACGAUCCCAAGCCGCUCUCCAAGGUACCGUCUCACUGGCUUCGUCUGUGCGGUCUCGAUUAUGCGUCGGAUAACCCCGGGCACAUAUUUUACGAGCCAGUGCGAGUUCUCGCCGAGCUGUUUGCUACCCCUGUCAACAACCAGUCAUUCUUUUUGUACAUGGCAUUUUUCGGUAAAGUUGGCGUCGAGUUCCGCUCCCUGCUGGAGCACGACAGUGAGCCGGCCAUGUGGAUCUUGGGAUACUGGCUCGGACUGCUCUGCCGGUUUGACCACAUAUGGUGGCUCAGCGCAAGAGCUAGGAGGGAUUAUCGUGCUAUCUGUAUUUGGCUGGAUAAACGAAAAGUGCGAAGGCGACCUGGUGCAGAGGGCCUAAUGUGGAGGCACCUCCUGGUCGACCUUGAAGGUGCUACGCAGCAACCUUUGCAGGCAGGGACAUUGAGCUUACACAGGCCUGACCCGAUUGAAAUCCUUGAGUAG
Molecule: messenger RNA, 1398 nt
Organism: Akanthomyces muscarius
Lineage: Eukaryota; Fungi; Ascomycota; Sordariomycetes; Hypocreales; Cordycipitaceae
Exons: 2
Coding region: 1-1398 (465 amino acids)
Biological process (GO): regulation of transcription by RNA polymerase II
Molecular function (GO): zinc ion binding; DNA-binding transcription activator activity, RNA polymerase II-specific
Source: RefSeq, a predicted model, not a curated record